Molecule: messenger RNA, 354 nt
Organism: Gongylonema pulchrum
Lineage: Eukaryota; Metazoa; Nematoda; Chromadorea; Rhabditida; Gongylonematidae
Source: the annotation of a GenBank genome assembly
GGCUCAAAAGUAAUCCUCGAUUCGGUACCAGAACUAUGGAUGGAAACAGUUAAGGAGAUGAUCAGUAUUUAUGAUUGCCAUCCGCACUCCUGCUUCCUCUAUUUGGCAAGCAUUCUAGUGGACGAGUAUGGACAAUUCGAUAAUUGCCGCCCGGGACUUGUGCAUAUGCUCAAUAUUUUAUGCAGCCGCUCAUUCAAAUUACUGCAAGGAGAGAAUGGUUUCCGCGAUCAUCCGGAUACAAUCGAUGACAUGUUCAGACUUGCAAUCAGUUUGUUGGCUAUUCCGAUGCUUUUAUUGGCAGGUGUUAUUAAUGAUGAGGAUAUUUCCAUCCCGACUGGUAUCUACUUUUAUUAA